Orbicella faveolata is the source of this 1909-nucleotide messenger RNA. RefSeq lists its product as uncharacterized. Gene Ontology annotation, molecular function: mRNA 3'-UTR AU-rich region binding; zinc ion binding; quinone reductase (NADPH) activity. Lineage: Eukaryota; Metazoa; Cnidaria; Anthozoa; Scleractinia; Merulinidae. The record is from RefSeq and is a predicted model, not a curated record. Gene Ontology annotation, cellular component: cytosol.
UGCGUGUUACCACUGCCAAGUCUUUAGAGUAUUGCUGGCGGAAAAAUAAAAUUAUCAAGCUAAGCUGUCACGCUAUGCUUGAGGAUGGUAAUUGUUCGAAGGCGCUUUCUGGAAGUUGGCGUGGCGCUGUUCCGAAAUCCUUGCACUGUUAGAGAUACUGCCAAAAUUUUCUAUAGAAGUAUGUCUAUGAAAGCACUUGUAAUUGAGGAGUUUGGUGACUCGUCGAAGCUGAAGUAUACCGAGGUGGCAAAGCCAGAGCCCGGGGAAGGAGAGGUUUUGAUUAAAAAUGAGAUCUGUGGCCUGAACUACCUGGAUGUUGUCAUACGAAAAGGGCUUAUACAGUCACUGGGAUCCAAGUUUCCUCUGACAGCGGGUGUCGAGGCUGCUGGGAUAGUGGAAAAGCUAGGUGCUGAAGUAGGUAGUGUGGCUGUAGGGGAGAGAGUAGCGUUUACGGUUGUUGGAUCUGGAGCACAUGCUGAAUUCACUAAAGUGCCUGCCUCAAGACUUGUAAAAAUCCCAACUGCAGUCAGCUUUGAACAAGCAGCUACAGCCAUGAUACAAGGAAUGACCGCACAUUACCUUGUGUACACAACUGGCCAACUGAAGCCUGGGAACAAAGUGUUGAUACAUGCAGCUGCUGGUGGGACUGGGUCCCUGGUGUGCCAAGUAGCAAAGAAUGCAGGAGCGUUUGUGAUUGGAACAACUAGCACCGAGGCAAAAGCAGCAAAAGCGAAGGAGGCUGGGGCAGAUGAGGUCAUCCUUUAUUCACAGAAAGACUUUGUUGAAGAAGUUAACAGGAUCACAGAUGGUAAAGGCGUGAAUGUCAUUUAUGAUGGAAUUGGGAAAACGACCUUUAGAAAAGGUUUCGACUGUUUGGCCAUCCAAGGCAUCAAUGUGUCGUAUGGAAUAGUUUCGGGACCUCCUGAUCCCAUCGAUCUCAACACCCUCUCAAAAGGGUCCUACUCCGUCUGCCGACCUUCCUUAUUUCACCACGUUGCCAAAGACGAGGAUCUCAAAUGGCGAAGUUCCGAAGUGUUUGACUGGAUCAAAGAGGGCAAAGUAAAGUUUGGUGAAUUUACAGUGCUACCUCUGUCGGAAGGAAAGAAAGCUUACGAGCUGCUGGAGAGCGGAAAGUCUACGGGGAAAAUAUUGAUUAAACCGUAAAGCUGGAAUGAAAUUCGCAGUUUUAGUCCAAACUUUUGAAUGAAAAUGGAACGUAGCUCUUUCUAGAUAUUUGAAAACCAUAAGAGAGUUUAAGGGUUUUUAGCUAGCUUCUUAGCGUGACCUCGAUGCUUUGAGUUUGCUGCAGUCCAGAAAAUGACGCAACCUGCAGCAGCCAAGAGUAGCAAACAUGCAUGUUUUUAGGGUUAAAAUCAUUCUCUUCUCCAGCCUCCGUUUCUUUUAGUCACGUAGUCAGCGAAAAGGAGGUAACAGCGAGUAGCACCGGGGACGAGAAUGGGGUAAAUAAGGAACCAAUCGUUUUGCGGUUUAGUGUUCGUGCUUCAGUCAAGUUUUGAUUGGUUCAUUGCGUCAUGUUCUUUUGUCGUGAUUGGCCCUAUGUGAUCAUGUGAUCAGCUUGUAGCAAAACGCCGAUGACAAGAGUCCUGAAGGUGAGCCGGAUCUAAUCCUUCGAAGAUAUCGAUUUCCGCAGUGAUGAUAUAAUCAUUCGGCUGAAGCUUUUUUUCUCUCUUGACAUAUACAUAUAGAUCGUUUUCACCUGACGUCAUCAAAUUCCAAAAUCCAAAACUAAAGAGCCACGAACAUUUUGAUCCUCAAAAGGCAUAGGGAGAUCUAAACUUAUAUCUGUUUACGACUCGGCUAGCUCGCUCUAAAACCAACCGGGAGCCUGUUCGCAGGCUAGAGUUAUGGCGGUGCGUGACAUACCGCUCCGAUCGCGUUUGUGGAAAAA